AUGCCCUUUGUAAAAAGUGUUUGGUACAUGAGUCCAGCCAACGCUCAGAUCGCCCUUGUUUGCAACUACAGUCUUCCUCAUCCUGCCAGUCUCAGGCGACCACCAAGGUCUCCCUCGUCCACCGAUAGAAGGCCCCGUGCCACUGAUGCACGCUACUCCAUCGUAAACUCUCGACCAGCCGCUACCAAAAAAAAGCUCAACCCCGCCAUCUCAGAUGCUCCCCAAGCGCCAUACGCCCAAACGGGGACAGCCAAGCCAACGCCGAACCGACCCCGAGGCCCAAGCCGCCCGAGCAAAGUCCACGACGGAUCGCACCGCGCGGGUACCGACCUCUCCGACAACCACGGCCACAACGUAACGUCGACCCUUCACCAAACGCGAACGACACCCCCCCCGGCGUUGGCAGAGAUAGCCGCCUCGCGCGACGAAUUUCGACACCCCACUUCGGAAAGACACGGACGGGAGUUGCUCGGUAGAUGGGACACCCGGCGGUAG
Molecule: messenger RNA, 495 nt
Organism: Letharia columbiana
Lineage: Eukaryota; Fungi; Ascomycota; Lecanoromycetes; Lecanorales; Parmeliaceae
Exons: 2
Coding region: 1-495 (164 amino acids)
Source: RefSeq, a predicted model, not a curated record